Prorocentrum cordatum is the source of this 3139-nucleotide messenger RNA. The record is from the annotation of a GenBank genome assembly. Lineage: Eukaryota; Dinophyceae; Prorocentrales; Prorocentraceae.
AGACAGUCCCAAGCCGGAGCGGUUCCCAGAGCCACCCGACGGCCACCUCGCGUUUUUUUUUUUUCUUUCUUCGGGCGAGGGCAGGCUGGCGGUAGUGGUGAUGUCCGCUGCGGUCGCGAUCGCUGCCAGCCAGAGAAGGGUCUCGACAGAGGCCGAGCUGCUCCAGCAGGCUAACCAGCAGCUGAGGGACAAGAACGAAGAGGACGCGCUAUGGAUGAUCGAGAUUAUAAUCGACCUCUGGCCCCGGAUUUGCUCCUUCGUUGGGCAGGAGAUGAAGGAGCAACUCGCAAAAGUGUCCGCGAAGAUGAAUAUCGGCUUGCCACUCAACUUGUUCGAGAGCGUUGAUAAGUUUGCAGACCACCUGAAAAGGCACCCUAUCCCCCUUCCGAUCGAGACCUCGUGGAUCAAUUUGAUGAUCGAGGACGCGUGGGGCUUUAUCCAGCCAGCGCUGCAGGAGGCCGUUAAGACUGUGUUGCUGCCCCAGAUCCGUCAGAAGUUGCCAGCACCAUUAAGAGGCCUCGACAUCGACCCGUGCACAAUCGGUAAGCAGCCGCCUCGUGUGACAAAGUGGACCACAGAGGACCGGAACAAGUAUUCGGCCGACGGUCUGAGAGAGUACAUCGACAUGACGGUCGCCUUGGAAUGGAACGGCGAUUUGGACAUCAGCGUCAAUGGUCCACCCUUCAAGGGUCUCAUCAAUCUUGGGAUCAAGGGCAUCUGUCUGAAGAUGGAGCUCCACAUCUGCCUGAUGGACAUGCUUGACAGGCCGCCGUUCUUCGGGGGCAUCAACGUGUGGGCGGUGACUCCUCCCACUCUCAUGCUCGACUGGUCAGGCAUCUUGAACGUAUUGGAUGUUGAUGUCUUGCAGUCGUUGAUUCAGAGGGAGGUCGCAAGCGCAGUUACCGGGAUACUUUGCCUUCCGAAUCGCAUCGGCGUUGGUGUCGACCCAGCUACAGAUAUUCAAGUGAUUUCGUGUCCUCGCCCUGAAGGGUUGUUGAAGCUCAAGGUCGUUGGUGCUACGGGGCUGCGGACCGACGAUUUCCACCUGCUGUCGAUUUGGAAUAAGAAGCGCACUUGCGACCCAUAUGUGCACAUUCAGCUAGGCGCUCGCUCCAUGGAGACACAAGCCGUCAUGAGAUCGACGGGCGAUGCUGAAUGGAACAGUACGUUUUAUUUGCUUGUCGACGAGUUCUUCGACCAGCACUUUGACUUCAGUGUAUUCGACUGGGACUUAAUCGGUGGGGACGACCCCCUUGCUCGCAAACUCGGCGUCAAGAUCAAGGACUUGGUGGGCGCCACAGACACUAGCCACGUCCCUGACAAAACAGUCUCAAAGAGCACGUCUCUAGCGAUGGAGGUGGUUUGGACCUCGAAGCUCCAAAAGGAGAAAGAGGCGAAGGAGGUCGAGUUUGCAGAGGGACACCAGCAGAACCUCGAGAGCCCCGGACUGGUCCGCAGGGCCCUGGCGAAGACAGGCGGCGCUAUCGGGACAGCCAGGACCAGCAUCGUCGACGGGUUCAACAAGCGGACCGGCGCUGCCAUGGAGGAGUGGGAGAAGCUGGACUCUCGGCUCCAGCUCGAGGUGACCUGGGUCCCCUUCGAGUGCAACGAGUCGGUGGCGAGGAGGGCGGCCCCCGACGCCUCGGGCCCCUUCCACUCCCUGCUGUUCGUCGGCGUCUACGGCUGCCACGACCUCGCCCACGAGGCGGUCGGCGGCGUGGGCGGCGUGGACGCCGCGGACCCCGUGAGGUAUUUCGUGAAGGUCGAGUGCUCCCCCCACCUGAACAUAGACGGGAAAGCUGUCGAAGCCGGUUCGGAUGAGGCCGUUAAACAGACUCCCCUGCGAGGCAAGAACAAAACAAAUCCCAAGGCCGACAUGGGUAUGGACACGGCGGCGGACAAAGAAGAGGAGCUCGAUCGAAAGAUUAGGCAACUUGUCGAUUGCAGAGUGCCUUUUGAUUCUGUCGCGGAGGUCCUUGACCUAUCUCCAGAUCGCGUCAUGUCGGUGAUAAAUGAGCAAGCUUCGUCGAUGGAGACCGAGCAUAUCGAUAUAAUAUGGAAUCAUCCUUUCCAGUUCUUGCUGGCAGAUCCCAGCAAGGCAGAGGUGGCCAUACAGGUGAUGAAGACCGAGCCUGGCAUGACGGACAAGGUCGUUGGCAAGCUGAACUACAAUGUCCGCGACCUCGUGGUCUGCGACCAGCUGACAGUAGAGUUGCAGGAGCCGCUCAAGGAGUGUAGCGAUUCCAAGACGAAGAUCAAGGUGAAGCUGCAGCUGCGCACCCUGUAUCUGGGGCCGCAGUACCCGGCGAGGGUCGGCGGUCGAGAGCCGGCGCCAGACCCAGCAGUAUUGCGGGCGGCCGCAAAGAAGAGGCAGAAGCAGCGAUACGUCUACCUGGAUCGCAUGGGCAACGCGAGGACCCAGGUCAACGGGAUGUGGAUGGAGACCGCGGACAUUGCCGCCGCGCACCCGCACAGUGUCAGGGGCAACAUCGGGUCCUGGGUCCACAAGGAGGUCGCCAUGGCCUCGUCGGCCAUGCACUCGAUCGGAGACAAGAUGCGGCACAUGUUUCACAGGGACAAGGCUGGGGAGCGCGCCAGUCUGACAGCACCUACUCCUGGAAGAUAGGAGUAGUUUUUGUGUGUGUGUGUUGCUUUAAUGGCUCUAGUUUAUGGACGAGCUCAUAUAGAGCAUAUAUUUGCAGAUGCUGCUAUGUAGAAAUAGCCAGUUCGGCGAUGACACUUGAAUUUACGGCUUCGAGCAGGGAGUAUCACAAUAUUGUUGUUCCCCGCGCAUUUAGAGAGUCAUUAUAAAUGGGCGCCCCCCAUAGGUGAUCUCGGGGUCUGACGUCGGCGGAACAAAACAAUACCUUUGGCGAGGUGACAUCAGUUAUGAUUUGUGGUACAUGUUUCAAGUCUGCAGCGACAGUCGAAGCCGGCAGAUGGAUAGAUUCCAACGCUGGCAUUGUUGCCAUCUCUUAUCCCAAAAACACUUGGUAGCGAUUGGUGAACCGCACGCAAUGCCUGGGAGGAUGAGGACUUGCAUCUCAGGCAAGCUGGAAGGGGCCUCCAGGCCUGCAAGUCGUUUCAGGAUCAGCUCUGCAAUUCAGGCCUCGCGAUGACGAUGACGUCAUCGUCAUCG